This is a messenger RNA of Aegilops tauschii subsp. strangulata, 1618 nucleotides long. Its product is annotated as ribose-phosphate pyrophosphokinase 2, chloroplastic. Gene Ontology annotation, biological process: purine nucleotide biosynthetic process; 5-phosphoribose 1-diphosphate biosynthetic process; ribonucleoside monophosphate biosynthetic process. Lineage: Eukaryota; Viridiplantae; Streptophyta; Magnoliopsida; Poales; Poaceae. Gene Ontology annotation, cellular component: cytoplasm; ribose phosphate diphosphokinase complex. The record is from RefSeq and is a predicted model, not a curated record. Gene Ontology annotation, molecular function: ribose phosphate diphosphokinase activity; magnesium ion binding.
GACCACGGACCACCGCGCCACCGCCCCCGACUCCCGAGGGCCCGGACUCCGACAAGCGCCCGCCCGCCCGCCCAUCACUCCUCUUCCCCGAACCCUAGCCUCCCAUGGCGGCUACCGCGGCGGCGUCGCGCUCCUCCUCCCUGCUCCUCUCCCGCCGCCACGGCGCGUCCUUGUCCUCCUCCUCGUCGGCGUCCCGCGCCGGCGCCUCCCGCCUCCGCGCGCCGAGGUGCGUGCUCGGGACGGCGGAGCAGCUGCGGGUGGUCGAGGCGGGGAAGCCGGUGGGCGGGGCCGACCCGUGGGCCGCGGCCUGGACGCCCAAGACGCCCGCGCAGGAGGCCAGGCUCGCCGCGCUGCCGCAGGAGGCGCGCGACUCCAGGCUCAAGAUCUUCUCCGGCACCGCCAACCGCCCGCUCGCGCAGGAAAUUGCUUCUUAUCUGGGCGUAGACCUUGGCAAGAUCCUUAUCAAGCGCUUUGCUGAUGGAGAAAUCUACGUGCAACUGCAAGAGAGUGUGAGGGGCUGUGAUGUCUUCUUGGUGCAGCCCACUUGCUCUCCUGUCAAUGAAAACCUCAUGGAGCUCUUCAUCAUGAUUGAUGCAUGUCGGCGGGCCUCAGCGCGAUCUAUUACCGUUGUCAUUCCGUACUUUGGAUAUGCCAGAGCAGACAGAAAGGCUCAAGGACGUGAGGCAAUUACUGCCAAACUGGCUGCAAAUUUACUCACGGAAGCUGGCAGUGACCGUGUCAUUGUAUGUGAUAUGCAUUCUGCACAAGCAUUGGGAUACUUCGAUAUUCCUGUGGACCAUAUAUAUGGACAGCCUGUGAUUCUGGAUUACCUUGCUAGCAAGACAAUUUCUAAGGAUCUUGUGGUUGUUUCUCCUGAUGUGGGUGGUGUUGUUAGAGCACGUGCCUUUGCCAAGAAAUUGUCUGACGCCCCUUUAGCUAUUGUUGACAAAAGAAGACAGGGUCACAAUCUGUCAGAGGUCAUGCACUUAAUUGGUGAUGUGAAGGGGAAAGUUGCUAUCAUGGUUGAUGACAUGAUUGACACAGCGGGGACAAUUACUAGCGGAGCAGCAUUGUUAAAACAGGAGGGAGCAGAGGCUGUUUAUGCUUGUUGCACACAUGCUGUCCUCAGCCCACCUGCAAUUGAAAGGCUUUCUGGAGGCAUCUUUGAGGAAGUUAUAGUUACGAACUCCAUCCUGCUACCAGAGGACAAAUGCUUCCCUCAGCUGACAGUGCUCUCCAUGGCAAACCUUGUAGCAGAAACUAUCUGGCAUGUUCACCGCGACGGCUCAGUGAGCAGCAUCUUCCAAUAACGGCGAGCAUCUUCUUACAUUUGGGUGGUAUAGAGAAGGCACCGGAUGCUUGUGCCAUUGGUGUAGGAAUCAAUUUUGGUGACAUGACAAAUAAAGUUGCAUUGCCGUGCAGGCAUUGUACUUGUACCGGAUGAUCAAUUUUGCGUCAACACCUAGUCAAGGGUGUUUAGUUUCUGAUCCGCGUCUUGACAUAAGCUUUCUCGUAGUAAAAAAUAUGACUCAUGGCACUUAUUCGAAGGAAUUGAUACUGUUGGAAUGUCCCAUUUGCCACCGACCAAGGAACGGCAAAUUGGUUGUCGCCAAAGAUC